AUGGGUUCAUCUCACGAUGGCGCCCUUGGAAUCACGUUCAAGGUCGUCCGUGUCCUUCAAGCGGUCUGCUUGAUCUCGGUCAUCGGCAUGACAGCCAACUUCAUUUCGGACAUGGUCAAGUCCAGCAUUACUCCACCCCAAGUGCUCGUCGGCACACUAAGCGUGACAUGCAUUGCUACCCUGUACUGUGCAGUUACUUUCAUCCUCUAUCUGGACGGGAUCCUCCCUCUCAUUGCCUCUGCAGGGAUGGACGCCCUUCACUUGAUUGCUGUAAUCGUGAUCGCAGUUGUUGUUGGGAAGCCACUCUCCUAUCUCAACUGCGAAUUGAUUGGCAAAGUUACUGAAUCCUCCGGUUUUGCCUUCACCACGGCCUUGCUGAAAAAUCUUGACAAGGACGGUGGUAAACUGGGUUACAGCCACUGGGUCGGAGCUUCCAAGGGAUAUUGCCUUGAGAUGAAAUCUAUUUGGGGCCUUAGCAUAGCUCUUUGCGACAUGCAUGAUCUUCUUGUGGCGCCAGUCGCAGGAGAGGGACCCAAAAGAUAUCGAGAAAUGAAGUCUAGGAGGGUGUAG
This is a messenger RNA of Histoplasma mississippiense, 570 nucleotides long. RefSeq lists its product with no specific name. The coding region runs from base 1 to 570 and encodes 189 amino acids. The record is from RefSeq and is a predicted model, not a curated record. The transcript has 3 exons. NCBI's taxonomy places the organism in Eukaryota, Fungi, Ascomycota, Eurotiomycetes, Onygenales, Ajellomycetaceae.